AUGUUUUGUACUAGACGCCCCCUUGUGGCUGUGUACCACGGCGCCAAGCGCGGCGCCACCUGCCGCGCUGACCUGGAGGGUGCUGACGUGGUGCUGACCACCUACUCCACCAUAGAGGCCGACUUCAGGCGCACCAUGAUGCCGCCCAAGAUCGCCUGCACGUACUGCGGGAAGAAGUACCUUCCCGAUUCGCUGAGGGUGCACCUCAGGUUCUUCUGCGGGCCGUUUGCCCAGAAGAGCGACGCGCUGGCCAAGCAGCAGCGGAAGAGGGACAGGCGGGAGGCCGGCGGCGGCGCGGCGGCCGAGGAGGAGGAAGAAGAAGACGAGGAGGCAGGCAGCGAGGAGGGGGAGGAUGAUAUGGACGACGAGGGCGGGGACGGCCCAAGCAAGGGGCGCGCGGCGUCCAAGGCUCGCGGCCGCAGCACCGCGGCGCCCGCCAGGGGCGGCGGCGGCAGCAGCAAGGGCGGCGGCAGUAGCAAGGGCGGCGGCAGCAAGGGCAGGGGGAGCGAGGCGUCGGCGCCAUCCCCUGUCGGCAAGUCGAAGCAGCAGCAGCAGCAGCAGCAGCAGCCAAAGCAGCGGCGGCGGCGGCGGUCGUUCAGCAAUGCCGGCAGCGACGACGAGGGCGACGAGGACUUUGCGCCCGGCGCAGAGGAGGAGGAGGAAGAGGAUGACGAGUCCAGCAGCGACGGCAGCGGGAUGAGCGAUCUGGAGGACGAGGAUGAGGAGGAGGCGCCGGCGCGCCCCAGCAGCAGCAAGCGGUCAAAGGUCAACGGUGGCGGCGCCUCGAAGGGCAAGCAGGCGGCCGGCAAGGGGGAGGCCGAGAGCGAGGGCGCGGGCGGCAAGGGCGGGAAGGGUGGCAAGGGCAAGGGCGGCUGGAAGGGUGGCAAGGGUGGGCGGCGGCCGAUGAUGAGCAUGUUCAGGAUGAAGAAGGAGAUGGCGGAGGGGGCCAAGGAGCACGACGCGGCGUGGUGGGCGGCGGAGAAGAUGAUCAGCGCGGCAGAGGUGG
This is a messenger RNA of Monoraphidium neglectum, 1006 nucleotides long. RefSeq lists its product as hypothetical. The record is from RefSeq and is a predicted model, not a curated record. The transcript has 5 exons. Lineage: Eukaryota; Viridiplantae; Chlorophyta; Chlorophyceae; Sphaeropleales; Selenastraceae. The annotation marks the transcript as partial.